AUGCCUGGUCUACGCUUUGCAUUUGUAUAUUUAUUUUUGACAAGUGAGAAGAAAGAUAAAAAGAAUGAAAAACCAGAAGUAUCGUUAGAUAAUUCAACAUGUGUUUAUAUUUUUCCAAAUGGAGAUCGUUAUGAGGGUGAAUGUACGCAGACAGAUUUGGGUUCCAUUGAAAGAAGCGGACAAGGAACACAUAUAAGCUCAUCUGGUAUUAUAUAUCAAGGUUCUUGGAAGAAUGACUGUAUGAAUGGAAAAGGAAAACUCACCCACCCAUCUAAUGCAUCGUAUGAAGGAGAAUUUGUAAACAACCAAUUUCAUGGUUUUGGAAAAUAUACUUGGUCAAAUGGGUCAUACUAUGAGGGAAAUUUUGUGGAAAAUAUGUUGUAA
This is a messenger RNA of Physella acuta, 384 nucleotides long. Its product is annotated as radial spoke head 1 homolog. The record is from RefSeq and is a predicted model, not a curated record. NCBI's taxonomy places the organism in Eukaryota, Metazoa, Mollusca, Gastropoda, Physidae.